CAAUGAGCGUGUCACAAAAUGUAGCUCUAUAAACUUGUAAGGCAAAGCGUCUUUGACGACGUCGUGCCAAGGUUACGUCUUUGUCGUCUGCAGUUUAGUAAUAACAAGAAUGUAAUAGUAGCAAUAGCCAAGCUAUUCUCUUUAUUUAACAAAUAGAUCUAGGAUAAUCGGUAUGAAACAUGUGAAGAUUAUUUUGAAUAUAUUUUAUAUAAUAGUACAUUAAUACAGGAUGGAGGACUGGAUUAUUGGCGUGAUUGUCGCAUGUAUUUUGGCAGUGGCUUUAAUAGUACUGAUUAUUAUUUUGUGCUGGAAAUGUAAAAAGUUCCGGGUGUGUCUUAAGGACGAUGUCGAAAAGCAAAUUCAAACUAUUUCUGGGAAGUUAGCAGAUCGCGAUGUGUCCUCAGUGUCGGGCCUAGAGAACAAGGCUUUCCAGUCUGCAACGCAGGUCAGGGACAGCGUCCACGUUCAGAAUGAGGUGACCAAUGUCCAGCCAGGAGAUAAAGUGAAAGUGCUACAGGAGAUUCGUGAUGCUCGAAAUCGCGCUGCUGCCACAGUACAGAAGAAAGUGUUGGAUAUAGAACAGCAGAGACUAGAACAGCAGAGACUAGAACAGCAGAGACUAGAACAGCAGAGACUAGAACAGCAGAGACUAGAACAGCAGAGAUUAGAACAGCAGAGACUACAACAGCAAAGACUAGAACAGCAGAGAUUAGAACAGCAAAGACUAGAACAGCAGAGACUACAACAGCAAAGACUAGAACAGCAGAGAUUAGAACAGCAAAGAUUAGAAAAGCAAAGAUUAGAACAGCAGAGAUUAGAACAGCAAAGACUACAACAGCAGAUAUUAGAACAGCAAAGAUUAGAGCAGCAAAGAUUAGAACAGCAAAGAUUAGAACAGCAAAGACAAGAACAGCAAAGACAAGAACAGCAGCAAUGGUAUGUGCAAGUAAAUACUUUGACAGAGUAUGAUGAUGAAGAAGAUGAUGACGAGGAGGACGAUGAUGAUGAGGAAGAAGAGGAAGAUAACAGAGGCCGAGGAAGACGAAGAGGCAGAUCGAGACAGAGAGACAGAGACAAAAGCAGACACCGCUCAGAAUCGGGAGAUUUUUCCAGAAAAAGAGAAACAACAGAUCCAAAUAAAACUAUAGACCUUCACUAUCUCUCGCUGCAAGACGCCAUGAACAAAUUUAUGAACUUUUUGAAGGCUAUGGAGAAUGAUUAUCACAACAGCAAUUUUCGCCGAGUUGACCGCUUUGUCCACAUAAUUACUGGACGUGGUCUCCACAGUAGGAACAGGAUUCCUAAAAUUAAGCCAGCAGUACAGAGCUACCUGGACAAGCAUAACUAUACACAUGAAUGGAAGAACAACGGAGGAUUAGUUACCAUCGAUCUUUACACAAAAAGACGAAAUUACAUGUGAGCUUUCGUAUAGGAUGCAACUCUAAUAAUUUGAGCCACAGAAAAGGGAGACAACCAAAGAGAAUGUUUUACUCUCCCUAAUUCUCUGUUAACAUUGUCCUCUCCUUGGGGUUUUAAACCAGAGUCUCUUUACGCUGACAUGCAGGAGUAGUGUGGUUAUGAGAGGCAAUCCUUUUUCACCUGGAUCUAUGAUCGUCGACCCUCAGAAAAUUGAGACUGAAAGUAGAAUCAAUGAAGCAGGCUCCUUUUAAUUCAUUAAAUGUACAACCAGUUUUGCGAGUUUGAUGGGUUAAUCUAAAUAUAGAUAUUUAUUGUCCUUUUUUAUUACAAAUGUUACGCAUUCGCGAAGCAAACCAUAUCAGAAAAAUUAAUUUACCAAUGUUAUUUUACAUAUAGAUCUAUAUAAUUUUGUAGCGCUAAUGCCCAGCUGAAACCUUGAGGUCCUCAGUAGCACCACCAAAUGUAAAGAGCUACAAAAAUUAUAUACUUCUUCUUUCGUUCUAUUUCGAUCGGGUAAGAUAUGAAUCUUAAUAAAAAAAAAAGAAGUUUAUAGUUAAAUUAAAAUUCUUUUUAUCAAAUCAAAUGGGUUAUAUAAGGAGAAGGGAAGUAAAUUAGACAUUGCCAAUAUCAGUGACGACUGGUCUCCCUUUGAGAGUUUAGAAGGACAAAACAUUAUGGCCCUUACACAGCGCUACUUUCAUGCUUAUAGUAUGCUCAAAGCGCUAUGGUCCAAUGUGGACCAGUUGGGGGGGGGGAGGGGUAUCUGGGAAAAGGCUUUCCGUGCUGCCUUUAGGCGCUCGGUAGUCAGUAAUCACAACUCUGCUCGAGUCGGGUGUCGAACCUCGAGCCCCCUUCAUAGGUAGCCAAGACAUGGCAAGUUCAAGCGCACUUAGCCUCUCGACCACGCUUCCCAAUAUAGCCAAGCUCAAUCGUUUGGCGAGUCUACGAGACAGAGACGGAACAGGUGCCAAUGGAGCUCACUGCCAAUAAGAGGACUUGGGAAACUUGAAAAACACUGCCAACUUUCUGGACCGUGCUACAACAUGCUUAGCGUACACAAACGCAUACACAAUAUGUGCCUUUUUUAAAGAGGAGUUAUCUCCAAUAUGUGUUGUUGAUUCCAUGCUGCUGAUUUCGUUUUUAUAGAACAUAUAAUAUAUGUGAUCAUCUGAUGUAAGUGUAUGUUAUUUUAAGCAGUUGACUUCCUACAGUCAAAUACAGUUUGACAUAAGCAUUUUAAAAUGUGAUCAUGUUGUUAUAUUUUCGUUUAUCGCCAAAGUGUCUUUCUCUAGAUUUUGUAUCUACAGUUGUUUUAAUAAAAAAAUAUAUUUUGAAUUUAAAAUG
Molecule: messenger RNA, 2763 nt
Organism: Biomphalaria glabrata
Lineage: Eukaryota; Metazoa; Mollusca; Gastropoda; Planorbidae
Product: UPF0746 protein DDB_G0281095-like
Exons: 6
Coding region: 230-1420 (396 amino acids)
Source: RefSeq, a predicted model, not a curated record